UUGGACUUGGUGUAUUUGCUGGUACAACUAUUGGAAUCGAUGAAACGGUACGAUCACUUUCUGCAUCCGCUAUUCGACAAGUACUUGAAGAAGAUGGGCCAAUGUAUCAAAACAUACUUGCUGUUGUGUUUGCUCUACCUAUUUUUGGUGUAAGAUAUCGAAACGGUAAAAGACAAGAUACCUAUCAAGCAUUUGUUGAUGAAUUCACUCAAAGCAAUUAUAAAGGUCCUAUUCCUGUAUUGAUUGCUGAUCAAGACAUGCAUCGAUUAACUGUCGCUAUUGCUCGAAAGGGUUUCAAUGUUUCAGAGUUGAAUCCAGCUGAUUCACAUGGUGUAUUUGGUGAAUAUUGGCAAAAUCGAGGACCAGCUGUUGAAGAAAAACUAGCUUUAACUACAGUGGGUCUACUUGUACAACAUCAUCUCAUUAAUCCAGAUGUGCUUGAUCCAAACCAUUACCAUCUUAUUUAA
Rotaria sp. Silwood1 is the source of this 467-nucleotide messenger RNA. The record is from the annotation of a GenBank genome assembly. Lineage: Eukaryota; Metazoa; Rotifera; Eurotatoria; Philodinida; Philodinidae.